Messenger RNA from Ipomoea nil (Japanese morning glory), 1293 nucleotides. Its product is annotated as F-box protein At2g27310. Gene Ontology annotation, molecular function: protein binding. Bases 90 to 1169 code for a protein of 359 amino acids. NCBI's taxonomy places the organism in Eukaryota, Viridiplantae, Streptophyta, Magnoliopsida, Solanales, Convolvulaceae. The transcript is spliced from 2 exons. The record is from RefSeq and is a predicted model, not a curated record.
CUCAGGCGUCCUUUAAAAACCCCAUUCUAAUUUGACUCUAUAUAACACUACUGUCUACUGCUAUAUUCUAGACAGAUAACAUAAUUCCAAUGUCUUGUUCCAACACCACAAUACCCGCCGCCGAUCACGGCGGAGCGACGGCGAUCACCGCCGUCCAUCCCGAGAUUAUUCAAACCCAUAUAUUGAAAAGAUUGGACGGCGCAACGCUUGCCUCCGCCGGCUCCGCCUUUUCGCAGCUACGCGCGCUUUGUUCGGAGGAGAAUCUCUGGCGGGAUAUUUGCAACUCCACUUGGCCGUCAACCACCGACCCAAUCCUCCGCCACGUCAUCUCCGCCUUCCCGUCCGGCCACCGGUCGUUCUUUUCCGACGCUUUCCCCACCAUUCAUCAUCACCGCCCCCGCCAGGGACCUCAGGAGGAGCACCACCACCACCACCGCCGCCGCCCGUCUCCGUCGCCGGAGCUCAUCUCCGCCGUCGAUAUCCUCUACGGCGAGAAACUGAUAUACUCUAAGGUCAUUGUCUCCGAAACCGCGUCCGGCUGGUUCCUGUCCUCCCCGUUCAGAAUCGACCUUCUCAGCAUGAAAGAGACGGUGCCGACGCCGGUGAAGUUCGACGGCGACGAGGCCACGACGGUGGCCCACCUGGAGGAACACCUCCGGCUGAGCUGGAUCCUGAUAGACCCGUCGGCAAAACGCGCCGUGAACAUAUCAAGCCUGAAGCCGGUAAACAUCCGACGGCACUGGCUCACCGGAGACAUAAAGAUACGAUUCGGCACGGUGGUUGACGGCGGCGGAAUUAGCGACGAAGAGGUGGUGCAGUGCAGCGUGGUGGCCAUGUGCGAGGGGAAGGAAGGAGGGGAGCUCCACGUGCGGGAGGUGAGCAUGCAGGUGGAAGACGUGGACGGGAAAACCAUGAACGGGAAGGACAGCAUGGUAAUUUUACAAGACGCCAUGGAAAGAAAGAGGAAGAAAAGGGAAGAAGGAGAAGCGAAAGAAGGGUACAAGAAAUUCGUGGAAUACAAGAAACAAUGGAGGGAGAUAAAACAGAGAAGAGAGAAUAGAUUGGAUAUGGCGUGCAUAGCUGGUGGAAUUACCAUUUUGAUGGCUUUUUUUACCCUGGUUUUGCUGGGUUCAGAAAGGGGUAGAAUUUACUUUUCACAUUUAUUUUAGUCACAUCCCAUUUAUUCAUUUUAUAUAUAGUUGGUUGGUUUAUGAUGAAAAAUACACAAUACACCUAUUAUAACAUGUGUUGUACCAAUAUUCAUUUUUCAAGUACAUAAAUAAAAUAUUUUUU